CAGAAAGCAGAAAGCAGAUGCAUGCAAUGGGUAUCAGCAAUGCACGCAUCUUCUUCCUCUUCUACUCAUCUAAAAUGCUUUUCUGGCUCUUCCUUCUGCUCGAGAUCAUCGCCGUCGCAAAAGUUCAUAGCCAGCCUUCAACUCAAGGCUUCAUCAGCAUCGACUGCGGCAGCUCCACAAACUACACCGCCGCCACCGGCAUACCGUAUGUUACCGACGACCCGUUCACCGACGAUGGCAUCAACUCCCAAGUCGCCUCCGACUACGUCAGCUGGUCCUCGCAACUGACAACCCUUCGGAGCUUCCCCAACGCCACCAGGAGCUGCUACGCCCUGAAACCGGUGAUUAAGUCCAAGAAGUACUUGCUUAGGGGCACCUUCUACUACGGGAACUACGACGGCCAGAACAGAGCCAACACCGUGAAGCCCCUGCAGUUCGAUCUCUACUUCGAUGCUAAUUUCUGGCAGACGGUGAGCAUCACGGAUUCGAGUAGCUAUUUCUGGUACGAGGUUCUCGCGGUGGCGAUGGCCGACUCUGUUUCGGUUUGUUUGGUGAACACGGGAUCGGGAACGCCCUUCAUCUCGGUGCUCGAGUUCCGGCCGCUUCCUGACGUCAUGUAUCCGGCUCUCAACGCCACGCAAUUUCUAAUCAAUAACAUGUGGCUUAACGUCGGACCUCCACAAAAUUUUACAUUUGUAAGGUACCCGGAAGAUCCCUAUGAUCGGAUUUGGACACCAUGGGCGCAUCCCCCUGCUGAGUUAUCCGAGAUCACCACCGAUGCAUCCAUCGUCAGCAGCGAUCUUUUCCAGCCGCCGUCAAUCGUCAUGCAGAGUGCCGCCACUCCUUCUGGGAACUCCACUGUCAUUGACUUCUCGUGGGACUCCUUCGGCUCCGGACCUAGCGUAAACGGCCAGUACGUCAACCUCUUCUUCUCAGAGUUCAUGCCCAACACCACGAGGUCGUUUAACAUUUAUCUCAAUGACCACAUCUGGUACUCCAACUGCACUCCGCCCUACCUUUUAGCAAUCAUUAUUUAUAGCACCGGUCCCAAUACCCCAAGUGAGCAAUACAACUGGGCUAUCAACUCCUCGGGCCUCUCCAACCUUCCUCCGAUCCUCAACGCUGCGGAGGUUUUCACGGCGAUGCAAUUCAAUCCGCUUGUGACAAGCUCCGACGAUGCGGAUGCCAUCAAUGCCAUCAAGGGACUAUAUCGGGUUAAGAGAAGUUGGAUAGGUGAUCCAUGUGUUCCCCAACAGUACCCAUGGGAUGGAGUGAAUUGUAGCUACGGAACAAAUCCAGCCAGGAUCAUAUCAAUAAAUUUAUCUUCAAGUGCAUUGUCCGGUUCUAUAUCCUCCUCGUUUGCCAUGUUUGCAGCGAUCAAGUUCCUGGACUUAUCUUACAACAACCUAACGGGACCAAUACCUGAUGCUUUAGGAGCAUUGUCAUCUCUCCAAAUCCUAAAUUUGACAGGCAACAAUCUUACCGGAACAAUCCCAAGUUCCCUUCUUCAAAAACAAAAUCUGGUGUUCAGUCAUGGAGGCAAUCCAAAUCUUUGUCCCGGGGGAACUUCAUGUGGAGGAGAAAAGAAGAAUCAUUCAAGUGUUGCUAUUAUUGCGAUUAUAUGUGUUGUUUCUGUGGUUUUACUUAUUGUGGCCAUAUUCAUAGCAUGGACAGUGAUAAAAAGACGAGGAUCAAGUAGAACUACCUACCUAGAGCAGAAUGUUGUACAACCGAUGAAAGAAAAUAAUGCUCAAGAAAGUCCUUUGCCAAUUCAGAAUCGUGUGUUUACGUACAAGGAGUUGGAGAUAGUAACUAAUAACUUUAAAAAGCAGCUUGGCAAAGGCGGAUUUGGUCCCGUCUUCCAUGGGUACUUACAAAACAAUGUUCAAGUAGCUGUCAAGAUGCUAUCUCAAUCAUCUUCACAAGGAAUGAAAGAGUUUCAUGCUGAGACUCAAAACUUGACAAGGAUUCAUCACAAGAAUCUUGUUUCUUUGAUUGGCUACUGCAUGGAGGGGGAUAAGUUGGCACUUGUCUAUGAGUACAUGCCACAAGGAACCCUACAAGAUCAUCUUACAGGUAAAUUUCAUAGUGAAGCUACUUACAGUUGGGCGCGACGUCUUAACAUUGCAAUUGGAGCCGCACAAGGAUUAGAGUAUUUACACACUGCAUGCAACCCACCACUCAUCCAUAGAGAUGUGAAGAGUUCAAAUAUCCUGUUAAGUGAAAGUCUAGAGGCCAAAGUAGCAGACUUCGGACUGUCAAAGUCUUUCAACAUGGACAACCGUACUCAUAUACCCAAUGCAUCUGCAGUGGUUGGUACACCUGGCUAUAUUGAUCCAGAGUACUCCUCCUCUAACCAAAUCAGCGAGAAGAGUGAUGUCUAUAGCUUCGGAGUGAUUAUCCUUGAAUUGAUUACAGGCCGACCUCCUGUUGUGCGAGCUAUGAAUUCUAAUGCUAUCAGUUUAGUUCAAUGGGUACGCCAAAGGCUUGCCAAAGAGGACAUUGAGAACAUUGUCGAUAGAAAUCUGAGAAUGGGGCAUGACAUAAAUUCCAUUUGGAAGGCUGUUGAUCUUGCAUUGCGAUGCACAGAGCUUGACCACCAUCAGAGGCCAACUAUGGCUCGUGUUGUGAAGGAGCUGAAUGAGAGUUUGGAAUUAGAAUGUGCUUAUUCUGGAGGCUUUACAACUGGAAGAAGUCAGAGUACUGAUACAAUAAGUGCUGCUUUUGAAGUCGAACCACCACCAUUCUUUGCUCCAGGAGCGAGAUAAAAAAUAUUGCAAAAAAAUUGAGUUGUCUGCUGUUUGAAAGCUUGAUAAAUCUUUUAGUGGGUUUGUGAUGUAGAGAUUGUAAUUGGGGUAACAACGAAAUUUGAAGUUGAUUUGACUUAGAACAUGUUGUGAUGUGGUAUUUUAUAAUAAUAAUGU
Molecule: messenger RNA, 2924 nt
Organism: Zingiber officinale
Lineage: Eukaryota; Viridiplantae; Streptophyta; Magnoliopsida; Zingiberales; Zingiberaceae
Product: probable LRR receptor-like serine/threonine-protein kinase At1g05700
Exons: 13
Coding region: 18-2768 (916 amino acids)
Biological process (GO): protein phosphorylation
Molecular function (GO): protein binding; ATP binding; protein kinase activity
Source: RefSeq, a predicted model, not a curated record